AUGCAUCCAACUGCUAUAGAUAUUAAUGUGCAGAUUACAAUGAAAAAUUUUAUGAGCUCGACUCCGAAGAAAGAUCUUUCAUCGCCGAUUCUUUCAACGGAUUAUUUGUACAAAAAGGAAACGAAGAAAACUUAUACUCUACAACAAAUUUUCGACAAUGUUGAAUCAAUUCAAAAACAGUACGAACAAAUUAUGGACACGCAAAUGGCAUCAUCAUGUUUUUUUUCAUUGAAACAAAUAAUAAAAAAUUUCAAUUUUUCACGGCAUAAAACAAGUCAACAAUUACAAAAUUCAAAUUCUAUAGAAUAUAAAUCGCCAUUUAUUUUCGGUGGCGAAACUCUUCAAUGGAUUGCAUUACCACAGUAUGAUGAUCAUAUUUAUGAAAAUGAUCUUAUUCAUUAA
Messenger RNA from Rotaria socialis, 402 nucleotides. The record is from the annotation of a GenBank genome assembly. Lineage: Eukaryota; Metazoa; Rotifera; Eurotatoria; Philodinida; Philodinidae.